UGCACCAUCACCAUCGAUUCGAUGGACGCAUCCCUGCAGCCGUCGAAGCUCGCGGGCUUGCCGUCCCUCAUACGCAAACAUGCAGAAGCGGCAGCGAGGGGCUCACAGCCCAGUUUCCAGCGGAUCAUGAAGAAUCUUGUCAGCUUGAACCAGCUCUCUUACAAGGAGGUCGGGUUGCUGCUUCCCGUGUUCUAUAGCACGCUGGACACCCAGCCGCUCGCCAACCUGCGAGAAUCGAUGGCGGCGGAUGAUGACUCGGAAGCUCUCGCAGCGGCUGGAGAGCUUGUGUGGCGCGUCAGAGCGUCAAUUGAUGCGCUCUCAUUGCUGAUGUGGUACAAGGGGAUUCCGGAGAGCGCCGUGACGGAGUUAUGGGCACGACUGUGGCCGUGGAUCGACUUGAUCGAUGAAUACCUGGAGGCGCUGCCUGCGCUCGCCGUCUCCGACUACCCGCUCCAGCACACGCACGUGCUGAUCACGAGCGUGAUCUACUGGAUCGGGAAGCUCCAGCCAUUCGACACCCCAAACGACAUUGCCCGCGUGCCCGGGUUCUUCCGCGUCGUCGCGCGUGGCUGGCGCUACCUCCUGUUUUCACCAGACCCAGCGCUGGCGCGCGAGCACGCAUGGAAGGUGGUCAUCAUCAUGAACCGGCUCGACCGCUAUGCCCGCCUCGGGCAUAUGCGCGACAUGGUGCGCGGUGCGGGCGGCAGCCACUCUGACCUGGCUGCGCUUAUUGUGGGCCAGUUUGCGCAUGUGUUCCCUGCGCCGGAUACCCCCGUCACCCAGACGACGGUCGAGGGCAUUGCCGGCCUUUCGCGGCUGAUCGCGAAGGGUAUCUUCCCCACGGGCGAGCACAACGAAUCCUAUGUCGAACUGGGGGAUGCGAUGUGGGCCCUCAAGUUUGGUCGCCGGUUGACAUAUGCUAUGCGCUCCUUGGAGUCGUGUCGGGUGCCUGCCACCCGCGACACAGCGUCGAUGCUCUCAAACUAUUACUUUGGCCGGCUGGCUCUCGGAUUCGUGGGCCCGCGAGGGAGGGAAAUAUUCAUCGAGGCCUUGCGUGCGGGAUAUCUCCAUGUCAUCCUCAGUCGCGCAGCGGACAAUGGGCCGCAUAGUUCGGCAAUUAUGCUGCGAAACCAGUUGCAGCAGGUACUUCCGCAACUCACCGUGUACCGCUCUGUGGUAAAGGUGUUGCGUACGGCGUCGGGGGAGAUAAUCGAGCGCGAGCGGGGCGAGAAGGGCACCUGGACGGAGGACAUGCGGGUUGCGUGGACUGGGUUUGGUGCGAUAGCUACACAGAGGAAAGACUUCCUCGACAGGUACGAAGGGAUGAGCGAAAAGCGGCUGAAGAUGUGUUGCAACACUGCGUGCGGAAAAUUCGUCGAUCGAGCGUCGAUGGGCAGCUGUGGAGGAUGCCGUUCAGCUGUCUACUGCUCCCGCGAAUGCCAGCGCGGCGACUGGCUCGCCCAUAAAGCCAUCUGUCUCUCAAAAACCGCGCCACCGCCCAGCCUGCUGGACCUCACACGGAAUGACCGCUCCUUCCUUAAGUCCCUCCUCAACUACGAAUACAGGGUGAACCAACAGCAAAUCGCGAUGGAUCUCCUCGCAUAUUUCUACACUCAUCCGGCCCCCACCUCCCUCCCGUGUACACUAUUCGACCUUUCUAUUGGCUGGUCUCAGAUCCGCGUCGCAGCCACGCCACCCACCGGCGCGCUGGGCCCGGACGACGGAGCUGCACAGGCGCUGCGGGCCGUCUCUGGUCGCGCGCGUCGGUCCGGGGGCCGUAUUCAGCUGCACUUCGUCGGCCUCAACAUGGCCGCACACGGUGAUACCGUGCAGUACCGCCUCCGCUGGGAACUCGUACCGAUGUACUCCGCAAGUGCGGUUCUCAUAAGCGGUGUGCGGACCAUCGCUGCGAGGAUACGCGCCAUCGCAAAGAAACAGGGGAGGACAGCGAGCGGUGUGCCUGACCUGACGCCGUACAAGGAUGACGUGAAGCACUUGUUGAGGUUUCAGUUCACAGAGACGCAUUGA
Messenger RNA from Mycena indigotica, 2028 nucleotides. RefSeq names its product MYND-type domain-containing protein. Lineage: Eukaryota; Fungi; Basidiomycota; Agaricomycetes; Agaricales; Mycenaceae. Bases 22 to 2028 code for a protein of 668 amino acids. The record is from RefSeq and is a predicted model, not a curated record. The transcript is spliced from 3 exons.